This is a messenger RNA of Trichomonas vaginalis G3, 338 nucleotides long. RefSeq names its product phage tail repeat-like family. The transcript has a single exon. The annotation marks the transcript as partial. NCBI's taxonomy places the organism in Eukaryota, Parabasalia, Trichomonadida, Trichomonadidae. The record is from RefSeq and is a predicted model, not a curated record.
AUGAACUCUACCAGACCAGAAGUAGUACUUGGUUUUGGAACUUGGACUCAAAUACUCGAAAGUUUUUUGUAUUGUGCACACACUCCAAAGAAAACAGGUGGAAGUAAAACGAUAUCUGUCGACAACUUGCCACCACAUAGUCAUUCUGGUACAACAAACUUUUCUGGCGACCAUAGCCACUCAUUAAGAGACCACCCAUUAUACAACUCAGAGUAUGAAGCUGGCUAUGACGUUUUAUCUCCAGAUUAUAACCAUUCAGCAAAAAAGACUUUUCGACAAACUGAACCAGGAGGAAACCACCAACAUACUUUUACAACAACAUCUACAGGACUAGGUAA